GGAAACCCGGAACAAAAGAAAAAUAACAAAAACACGUGUUUGUUUUUUGGGGUUUUCUUGUUUAUUAAAGUCUCAUUUCAAAGCGAAAACAUACGUAACCGGUAGAGCAUCAACAGCUGUGUGCAUGACGUCAUGCCGAGCAGCAUUCCUGAGGUUGGGAGAGGUUGUGGUCGGCAUGGCAACCUGCCAGGUGCGUCACAGGUAGGUGUGGCUCUGGUUUGACAGCAGAUCAACAACCAGAAGACUUCCUGGUCUGAUAUUCCUCUCUGGACGCGUCUGCAGCAGAGAACACUUUCUUUGCAGAGCAAUAACUUCCUUGACAGUGUAACCUGUUAAAAAAGGCAUGAUGGAGAACUGCUGUGGUCUGCUCAAUGCCAAUAAGGAACCAGUUCCUCUGAAGAGCGUGGAGGUGGAGCUGGAGGUGAAGGACCAUGUGGCUACUGUGGUCUCCACUCUGAACUAUGAGAACAAGGAGGACAAACCACUAGAGGCAGUUUUUGUCUUCCCUCUGCCUGGAGAUGCUGCCGUCUGUCACUUCAGUGCGAAGAUUGGACAGACGCAGAUUGUAGCUGAGGUGAAGGAGAAACAAAAGGCUCGUGAGGAGUAUGACGAUGCUUUGAGCUCCGGUCAGCAGGCCUUCCUGUUGGAGGAGAGUGAGCAGAGUCCAGACAUCUUCUCUCUGAGUGUGGGCAGUCUGCCUCCAGGAGAGAGCGCCUCCAUCAGGCUGGAGUACGUCACUGAGCUGGCUGUGCAGGCUGAUGAAGGGCUGAGGUUUUGUCUGCCUGCUGUGCUCAACCCUCGCUACCAACCUCAAGGGAGUGAAGGUAGUGGAGGUGGCAACGUUCAGGUGACCUCUGUUCCAGCCUCUCUGGUGCCCUACAGUCUGUCUUUCUCUGCCCGAGUGUCCGCUCCUCGUCCAGUCUCUAAAGUAGAGUCCAAAUGUCCCCUGGACCCUCUCCAGUACCUCAACACAGAGCAAACCCAGGCCACGGUCAAGUUGGCUGCAGGACACAAGUUUGACAGAGAUGUUGAACUGCUGAUUUAUUACAAAGAUGCCCACCAGCCCACUGCUGUGGUGGAGGCAGGACAGGCCUCUGCCAAGCCUGGCACUCUGAUGGGUGAUCCAGUAGUGAUGCUGAGCAUAUACCCUGAGUUCUCCAAGGCUGUGAUGUCUUCAGUCGCCUCAUGUGGAGAGUUUGUGUUCUUAUUGGAUCGAUCUGGCAGCAUGCACGGGCCACGUAUCAAGAGUGCCAGGGAUACUCUGCUGCUCCUGUUGAAGAGCUUACCGAUGGGCUGCUAUUUCAACAUCUACAGUUUCGGGUCCGGCUUUCAACACAUCUUCCCUAAGAGUGUGGAGUACGGCCAGAAGACCAUGGAGGAAGCUCUGAUAAAAGUUGAGGAGAUGGAGGCUAAUCUGGGAGGAACAGAGAUCCUUCAGCCCCUCAAAGGCAUUUACAGCCAGCCCUGCAUUCCCAAUCAACCUAGACAACUAUUUGUCUUUACUGACGGAGAGGUGGGGAACACCAAAGACGUUAUAAAUCUGGUGAAGACGAAUUCAGGUUCCCACAGGUGUUUCUCUUUUGGGAUUGGGGAAGGGGCCAGCUCUGCUCUUAUCAACGGGUUGGCCAAGGAAGGAGGAGGUCACGCUCAGUUCAUCACAGGGACUGACAGGAUGCAACCCAAAGUGAUGCAGUCGCUGCGUUUUGCUCUGCAACCAGCUGUGGUGGACAUCUCAGUCACCUGGGAUUUGCCAAAAGGAGUUUCUGUCACUGCUCUCUCUCCACCAAUCACAGCACUUUUCCAGGGUCAAAGGUCACUGAUUUACGCCCAGCUCACUGGAAAGAGCUCAGACGCAGCAGAGGGCUGUGUGACGGUGAAGUACAGCCUGGCAGGUCAUCCCUCUCAGAACCAGCUCCACUUCAAUCUCAAACCUGCAGAGGACACUGGAUUAACAGUCCACAGGUUGGCUGCUCGGACUCUGAUUCGCUCCCUGGAGAUGGAGGAAAGAGAGAGCAGAGGAGAACCAGAGAAAGGAGUGAAGAAGAAGGUGGUGGAGCUCAGUGUCCAAUCAGGAGUGAGCAGUGCCUUCACUGCCUUCAUUGCCGUCAACAAAGGCAACGGCGAGCCGAUUCAAGGACCUCUGGUGCGCAGAAAUAUUCCAACAGCAAUGUUCAUGGCCUGUAGUAUGCCGCGGCGUGUACCUACGUGCUAUUCUGGUGGGCCGCUGAUGAACUGUAGUAUACCGCGGUGUGUACCUACGUCCUGUUCUGGUGGGCCGCGGAUGAACUAUAGUAUACCGCAGUGUGCACCUACGUCCUGUUCUGGUGGGCCGCAGAUGGCCCGUAUGCGUGGGAGUAGCAGAGGUAAGGGUGGCAAGCCAAAUUUAUUCUCUAAUAUAAAGAAGAAACUUGCUGGUCCCAACACGCCUCCAGUGCCACAGGGUAUGUGUCUGUCCAGUUGUGAUGAUGAAUCUGAGGACAUGUGUUUGGAUGCUGCUGACUUUGAUUGCCCUUCAGGUUUUUUUAGGCCAGAUUCCCUCUCCAUGUCCAUUGAGUCACCCAGAGUCCAGCCACCCAGAGACCCUUUGCUGCAGCUGGUCUCCCUCCAGAAGGCGUCUGGCUGCUGGGUGCUAGAUCCAGCUCUGGCUGCUGCACUGGGAAAGACCAGUGAGGAGGUGGAGAAGCCCAAGCCUGCAUCGGUGAACCAGGAAGUGUGGGCCACCGUUCUGGCUCUGAUCUGGCUUCAUGGUUUCAAGAUGGAUGCUCAGGAAGAGUGGGAGCUUCUGGCUAUGAAGGCUGUGUCAUGGCUCCGUGCUCAGAACGCAGCAGGUGUGACCGAGUGUGUGGAAGCUGGAAAUACUCUGCUGGGUUGCAGCGUGAAGAAAGACGUCCUGGGACUCUGAAGUUUUUAUUAAAGUGGCUUCUCUUCAGGAUUGGUACACAGAAGUAGAUUCACUCUCCAUCCUACAACCUUUAUUAACAGUGCCUUGUUUCUUAAUUCUUGCACUAUUCACAUUUAAUUGUGCAGCUGUUUGUUUAGGCCCUUUAAAAUGCAUUGAUUUGACAAAUACUUGGCACUAUUUUAUGUUUUAAAAAAGAAGUUUGCAAUUUGCAUUUACAUCCAUCCAUGUUCAGGAAUGUAACAAAGAGUUGUUGUUGUUGUUUGCUUUAAAGCUUAAUUUCAGGUUGUAUUUGAAUCUGUUUUACUUUAAUAAAUAAAACCUAUAAUUCUGAUAAAA
Molecule: messenger RNA, 3238 nt
Organism: Sebastes umbrosus (honeycomb rockfish)
Lineage: Eukaryota; Metazoa; Chordata; Actinopteri; Perciformes; Sebastidae
Product: von Willebrand factor A domain-containing protein 5A-like
Exons: 19
Coding region: 344-2902 (852 amino acids)
Source: RefSeq, a predicted model, not a curated record